CGCCCAAAAGCACAUCAGCUGUUUCAGCACCAGGGCCCGUCACUUAUCGAUACAAGUAUAGAGAUGGACAACAAUCUCAGAACUAUUGUUUCCAAUAAGAAUCCAACGAACUGAAGAAUAAGGCAAAUAAUGGAUAUAGCCGAUCCGCCACCAACCAAACGUCCCCGGAAAACGCCCAGCCUUGACCAAGAAAUCACUGGAAUCCAGGCUAUCCUGUCAGAUGAGUUCGACGAGGAAAUUGCGCUCAUCAAGGCACACAGUUGCCAGUUGGAGACAAAGCAACAGCUGCAGGCGGUUAUCCAGGAGCUUUCCCAAAAACUGCCCCACUUCCAGCACCUGAAGCGCGUACAGGAUCGCAGCGUUCUCAUCUGCCCCAGCUCGGAGAUUGAUGGGUCCAUAACCCUGGAACAGCACCUCGAACAGUUUGCCUUCUCGGAGCACGUGCUCCGUGCUCUUUGCCAGGGAGUCCGGGUGGUGGAAGUUCCGGAGAGAAUGCCCCGCCUGCGAGUGCAGUACGAAAAGACUAUCCAGCACUGGCCCUGCAAGUUUCACCCGAAUCACUACUCGGAAUCGUUGCGAAAUGGCACAAACUUCAGUUCCGCACAACGAAUCUUCCACAAGAGGAUGGCCCAGCUUUUGAUGCGUCUCUCACGGGAUGUAAAUGCCAACCGGCCAGUGGGCAUCUGCGUGGAUCCACGGCAGCCAAGCAUAGUAGCUAUAGCUGGAGCCGAUGAGUCCCCAAGCCCACAUGAACAUUGCGGCAUGCUCCUGGUGGACUAUGUGGCCCGAAGUCAAGAAGGAGGCGCCACAAAAUCGGAGCUCACAUUCACUGAGGAUUCUGAUGAGAAGGAAUCAUCUCUGCGAGGAAUACCUAAAGCCUACUACGAUUACCUGAGAAAAGAUGAGAACAACAAAGAUCUAAAUUUUGGAGCAGAAAAGUCGAGGGAAUGCAAUGAAGAACACAAACUUGAAGGAGCAGAUAACCUUGCCAAAUUUGGCCCCUAUCUGUGCACCGGCUACGAUAUAUACCUUCUGCAGGAACCCUGUCUUAUGUGCUCCAUGGCCCUGGUGCAUAGCCGAGCGAAAAGGGUAUUCUUUUUGAGAAAUUCGGAGAAUGGAGCUCUGGCCACGAGAUUUCGGCUGCAAUCGGUGCGAGAACUGAACCAUCACUACGAGGUUUUCCAAUUCACAACCAACGAAGACAAAGACUUGACGUAACAUUUAACAGACCUUGUUUUAAUAAAGCAUUUUAUAGGAUAUCUUC
Messenger RNA from Drosophila ficusphila, 1264 nucleotides. RefSeq names its product probable inactive tRNA-specific adenosine deaminase-like protein 3. The record is from RefSeq and is a predicted model, not a curated record. Gene Ontology annotation, molecular function: tRNA-specific adenosine-34 deaminase activity. Gene Ontology annotation, cellular component: nucleus; cytoplasm. The coding region runs from base 130 to 1218 and encodes 362 amino acids. The transcript has a single exon. Lineage: Eukaryota; Metazoa; Arthropoda; Insecta; Diptera; Drosophilidae.